Messenger RNA from Camelina sativa (false flax), 723 nucleotides. Its product is annotated as nuclear transcription factor Y subunit B-3. Gene Ontology annotation, biological process: regulation of transcription by RNA polymerase II. Lineage: Eukaryota; Viridiplantae; Streptophyta; Magnoliopsida; Brassicales; Brassicaceae. Gene Ontology annotation, cellular component: nucleus; CCAAT-binding factor complex. The record is from RefSeq and is a predicted model, not a curated record. Gene Ontology annotation, molecular function: protein heterodimerization activity; DNA-binding transcription activator activity, RNA polymerase II-specific; RNA polymerase II cis-regulatory region sequence-specific DNA binding.
AACCGGUUAUCAAAUCUCUUUUUCUAUCCAAAUAACAUCCACUUGUACUAAUCUUAUCGACAAACAAACGACCGAUAACAGCCCACGUGUCAUCACGAUACGAUUAUUAUCCUCUCUGAUCCAACGGACCCAAAACAUCUAUCUCUCUUUCUCCCACCCUUUUGUCUCCUCGAUCUAAGAUGGCGGAUUCGGACAACGAUUCAGGAGGACACAAGGACGGCGGGAAUGCUUCGACGCGUGAGCAAGACAGGUUCCUACCGAUCGCAAACGUUAGCAGGAUCAUGAAGAAAGCACUUCCGGCGAACGCAAAAAUCUCCAAGGACGCUAAAGAAACGGUUCAAGAGUGUGUAUCAGAGUUCAUAAGUUUCAUCACCGGUGAGGCUUCCGACAAGUGUCAGAGAGAGAAGAGGAAGACGAUCAACGGAGAUGAUCUUCUCUGGGCGAUGACUACGCUAGGGUUUGAGGACUACGUGGAACCUCUCAAGAUCUAUCUGCAAAAGUAUAGGGAGGUUGAAGGCGAGAAGACGACUACAGCCGGGAGACAAGGCGAUAAGGAAGGUGGAGGAGCUGGUGGAAGUGGAAGCGGAGGAGCUCCGAUGUACGGUGGUGGCAUGGUGACGAUGGGGCAUCAAUUUUCUCAUCAUUUUUCUUAAUUAUUAUUUUUUAAUUGUAAAAUGAUAAAAGCAAACUAUCAUUUGUAUUAAUUAAAUAUAUAUAAGUUUA